UCGAGGGGAGAGGCAGCCGCCGCGAUGGACGUGUUCCUCAUGAUCCGGUGCCACAAGACCACCAUCUUCACGGACGCCAAGGAAUCCAGCACGGUGUUCGAGCUGAAGCGCAUCGUCGAGGGCAUCCUCAAGCGGCCUCCUGACGAGCAGCGGCUGUACAAGGAUGACCAACUCUUGGAUGAUGGCAAGACCCUGGGCGAGUGUGGCUUCACCAGUCAAACAGCACGGCCACAGGCCCCAGCCACAGUGGGGCUGGCCUUCCGGGCAGAUGACACCUUUGAGGCCCUGUGCAUCGAGCCGUUCUCCAGCCCACCUGAGCUGCCCGAUGUGAUGAAGCCCCAGGACUCGGGAAGCAGUGCCAAUGAACAAGCCGUGCAGUGAGGAUCCCCAAGAGGCCCAUUCCCCCCAAUAAAAGAGAUUUGGGAGUCAAAAAAAAAAAAAA
Molecule: messenger RNA, 442 nt
Organism: Rhinopithecus roxellana (golden snub-nosed monkey)
Lineage: Eukaryota; Metazoa; Chordata; Mammalia; Primates; Cercopithecidae
Product: elongin-B
Exons: 1
Coding region: 25-381 (118 amino acids)
Biological process (GO): transcription elongation by RNA polymerase II
Cellular component (GO): elongin complex; VCB complex
Molecular function (GO): protein binding
Source: RefSeq, a predicted model, not a curated record